This is a messenger RNA of Closterium sp. NIES-65, 3231 nucleotides long. NCBI's taxonomy places the organism in Eukaryota, Viridiplantae, Streptophyta, Zygnematophyceae, Desmidiales, Closteriaceae. The record is from the annotation of a GenBank genome assembly.
AUGAGUCAAGGGAGUGGAGAAGCAGCUGAGAAGAGGAGUGAGUCGCCAACAUCCAAGAUUGAGGCGUUGGAUGGCUCCAACUACGAGGAAUGGAGCGGGCGGAUGAGGAGCGUCUUCAAGCGCUACGAGCUGCUGGAACUUGCGAUGAGAGAAGAGAAGAUGCCAGAGGAAGGAGAUGCUCAGGAGCGGUGGAUCGAGCGGUGGAUCGAGCGGAGCACGCCAAACACGCUGCCCAUGGUGAUCGUGCUCGAGAAGGAGCUGGUGGCCAUCUCCAUGCGAUCGGGAGAUGAUGUGAAGCCGGUCCUUGACAAGAUCAAGGACACAUAUGCGAGGAUGGCAGCGGCGGGCAGCGAGCAGGACAAGUGGACGCCUGAGUGGCUACGGCAGCAGAUCUUGCUGGAGGACUUCCGCAGACGCCACACGGGAGGUGGUGCUGCCAACAAAUCUGCUGAGGGGUAUGGAGCUGUAGGAGGCAGCAGAGGAAGAGGGGGAGGGAGAGGUCGAGGCCGUGGGAGAGGCUUUGGCAGAGGGAGAGGCCGAGGCAUGAAGCCGCCAGGUGGUGAACGUGCACGAGGUGGCGCUGUGCAAGGUUCUGGUGCACAAGGUGAUCGUGCACAAGGUAAAGCUGACCCUGGGAUGUUCCUCAUGGUUGAGGAUGUGCAAGGGAGUGGGGGUGAUGUGGGUUCAGUUGGGAAGGUUGUGAUGCACCCCCUCACCAACUGGGUGAUAGAUUCAGGUUGCACAAGUCACAUGACCCCACGGGCAGUUUUCCUUGACGAGGUUAUGGGAGCCAAUGGGGGGCUUGUGGGGCUGGGGAAUGAGCUGUUGGUUGAAAGUUUGUCCGCUAACCUCCUCUCUGUUCGCCGGCUGCAGAAAAGCAAGGUCAAAGUGACUUUCGGCCCAACCAGCUGCCGUGCAAAGCUUGGGAAGUUGUUGAUGUGGGACUUGGAGGAGAAGAGCAGCUGCAUGAAGGACCUCUGGCAGCUGCCCAUCAUUCCUUGGAAUGGGAAACCACCAGCAACGGCAGCGGCAGUGGCAACGGCUAAAAUAGCUGCGGGAGGAGAGGAGACUGCACCAAUUGCUGGGGCCCUGGAUGUAGUCAAGAAGGUGCAGCAGCCACAGCAUUCACAUGCUGAGGUGCUUGCUGGUGUGGAUGGGAGCGCUCCAUGGGCAAAGGCUUCAUCUGGGAGCGGUGGGGCCAAUUGUGAGACGUGGCACGAGAGGUUGUGUCACAUCAACAUCCCUAUGUUGCAGAAGUUAUUGAAGGAUGGGUGCUUGAAGGGGCUGGAGGUGAAGGGGGCAGCAAAGGAGAUUGGGAGCUGUCCUACAUGCCUUGAGACCAAGUUCACAAAAUUUCCCUUCAGCAGCAGCACAGGACCAGCCAAGGCUCCACUUGCACUAGUGCACAUGGAUGUGGUGGGCCCCACGAGGGCCCUUUCUCUCUCGGGCAGCCGCUACUUCUUGACGAUAGUGGACGACCACACGCGUGCGGUGUGGGUGUACCCUCUCAAGACCAAGGGGGAGGUGGCAGCGGAUGUUCUCAAGGAGUGGAUGCCGAGAGCUCAAAGGGAGAGCGGACACAAAGUGAAGGUGAUCCGCACUUACAACGGGGGAGAAUUCAUUGGCGCUGAUUUUGAGGCGGUGCUGAAGAAGAAGAGGAUCCAGCAUCAGCUCACGGUGCCCUACAACCCUCAGCUGAACGGCGUGGCUGAGUGGUUCAACUGGACCCUGCAGGAAGGUGCUCGCACUCUCCUUGGGCGUGCAGGGCUGCCGGAUCCGUUUUGGGUGACUGCAGUGCGGCAGGUCGCCCUUGUGAAGAACAGGGUGCUGGCGACUGUGGGGGACAAGCAGUGGGUCCCCUACACCAAGUGGGAUGUGAAGUUCCUCGAGUCCUUGUACUACAAGGAGUGGAAGCAGAAGCAGCAGAAGCUUCCUACAACACCGCUGAUUGUUGAGGCCAAUGAGAUGCAGCGGCCUUCGAGGCAAGUGGAGGUUUCUGUCUCUGAGAAUGAAAUCUCUGGGGUGACUGAGGAUGGGGGAGAACCUGGGGUGGAGGAGGAGGAGGAGCAGCAGCAGCAGCAGCUACUACUGCUGCAGCAGCAGCAAGGUGCUCCACAAGGUGCCGCACGUCCGGCUGUCCGUCCUAGGAGGGAUGUGCGCCCUCCUAACCGGCUGACCUAUCCGAGCAUUGGCAAGCCGAUGGUGUUAAGGGCUGGGAGUGUGGCUGAGCAGUGCGAUGAGGAGGAGAUAGCACACUGCUACUGGGCAGCCGUCCUUGAGCCCAAGACGCUAGCUGAGGCAUUGAGUGGGCCAGAUGCUGAAAAAUGGAAGCAGAGUGUGAAGGAGGAAUAUGACUCUCUACUGGAGAGCGAGACGUGGGAGCUGUCAAACCGUGGAUGGCGGGUGAAGCAGAUGGACAUUACCACCGCCUUCCUCAAUGGGAUCAUUCUGGAGGAGCUGUACAUGAAACAGCCUGAGGGAUUGGAUGAUGGGUGCGGCAGGGUGUGCAGGCUGAAGAAGGCCAUGUAUGGCCUGAAGCAGGCUCCUCGCACCUGGUACCACAAGCUGGAGGAGACACUGCUGGCUGGGGGGUUCAAGAAGAGUGAGUUUGACCAAAGCCUGUUCCUGCUGCAAGAGAAGGAGCACUUUCUCAUGCUCCUGGUGUAUGUGGACGACAUCUUGCUCUUCUCUGACUCAUCUGCGAUGAUUGAGCGUGUGGAGGAGAUGCUCGAGGUGCAGUUCAAGUGCUCGAAGAAGGGAGAUGUGAAGUAUUACCUUGGGAUGCAUGUGGAGAGGGACCUUGACAAGGGAGUGUUGAGGUUGCACCAGAGGAAGUACUAUGAGGGGCUGGCCGAGAAGUAUGGGCUGCAAGAUGGAGGAAAGCCAGCCACCCAACUGCCUUUAGGGUUCACAGUGGAGCCCUGUGUUGAUGAAGAGGUGGUGGGUGAGAGUGAGAGGAAGCUACUUCACUCCAUGGCCGGGGCGCUCAACUAUGCGGCUAACCAUACGCUGCCUGACAUUGCCUUUGCAACAUCCAGGCUUGCUGGUGUGGUUUCACGCCCCAGUCAUGAGCAGCUGGAAGCGGCCAAGAGGUUGGUCCGCAAUGUGAGUGCUCCAGCAUCAGUGGGUUUGGAGUACAGUGCUGUGAGACAGAGGCUGCAGAGAGGUGCAGUUGAUUUGAGCAAGGGGGAGAGGCUCUUGACGUGCUACACCGACGCUACCUUCAACUAG